This is a messenger RNA of Fomitiporia mediterranea MF3/22, 1229 nucleotides long. RefSeq lists its product as uncharacterized. The transcript is spliced from 3 exons. The record is from RefSeq and is a predicted model, not a curated record. Lineage: Eukaryota; Fungi; Basidiomycota; Agaricomycetes; Hymenochaetales; Hymenochaetaceae. Bases 221 to 1072 code for a protein of 283 amino acids.
GGUACAUGGAAGACCAACAGACAGUAAUGAAAAGCAAUAGUUCUUACUCGCCUUAGCGGAUGGCCAAGGAAUAGUGACAAGAAAUGAAGUGCUGAGCGGCGAUAGAGCGAGUGUCCGGACAACGGAACCAGCCUCUCACACAUAAAUCCAUGUCCACUCGCUCCCCAGUCCCCUAGCUAGCAUUCCGCUCCCCCUCUCUCCUCCAGCCUCUCAGUCGCCCAUGAACAACGCCGACACAAAGCCAGACACCUCCUCGAGGGCGUCAACCCUCCCAGAGCCCGCCGUCGCAAGCACUAGUAAGGAGGUCCAGCGGGCCCGAAUGCCAUGGAAAGAUUAUCUCAUGCAAAAUGUCGACCCGCUCCAGUCCACCUCCCCUCUCGCUGCAUUCUGCUUCAUGACUGGUUUUAUUGACUCCAUUUCGUUCACUGCUGUCUUUGUCUGGUGUGGCUUCCAGACUGGUAACACAGUCCAGCUUGCACUCGCACUCGCCAGGUUAUUCUCUCCAGGAAACACCGACUUCCAAUUCCAAAUGGCUGACCGUCAAGCUCUCGUCUCAUUGGUCACUUUCCUCGGAGGCGCCUCCCUAGGACGCAUAGGUGACAAAAUGGGGUCCAACACCCGCGCCUGGCUGUUCCUCGGGACCUUCAUCCAGGCUCUCUUCACCAUGGCCGCAGCCAUCACAGUCUGGCAAGGCGGGCAGGGCUCCAUUGCAGGCUUCCGUGGCGAACCCGCAUGGACGAACGCACUCUCCUUCAUCGCUCUCGGAUUCGCAAGUGCCAGUAUAGGGUUACAAGGCAUCAUGGGCAAGCGUGUUAACUCGCAGUUCGCUACGACCGUCGUGCUCACCACCGUCUGGUGCGAGCUCCUCUCCGACCCGAAGCUCUUCCGGAAAGGUUUCGUCAUUACGCGCGAUCACAAAUUCAUUGCUGUCUUCGCGUUGUUCGUCGGUGGGUUCGUCGGGAGGGCGAUUCUGGACCAGAUUGGGAGUGCGGGUGCGUUUGGAGUUGGGACGGGCAUUCGGGUACUUAUUGCUCUUGGAUGGUUGUUUGUCCCUGCAAAGCGUGAAAAGUAGGGUCAAAAUUUGACUGUUUAGAGAGAUUCAGAGAACAAUCAUGCAUUUCUUGCAUUGUAUGGCUUUCAUGAUAGACUAUUACAUAGAGUUGCAAUUAUUUUCUUUGGCCUUGGCAAUUGCCGUAGUGCAUUUCCUGUACCGAGUAAUAAAAAUAAAU